GUCGUCGUCUUCUUCUUUCUCUCCUUGUCCACUAUUGCAACUUUUCUACUUUGGCUCUUCCUCCUCACACCUGAAAAGUUCGAGACUUUCGAGCUAUUGUUCGAUUUAUCUCUCGUGGGUCUCCUUUGUUUGUCUCUGGCUCUGGAUCUAUGACCGUUAAAAGAUUCUCUAGCAGAGACGGAGGAAGCAGCAGUAAUGACGGUAACAAAAUUUUUGGGGCAAUCGAGCAAGAAUCUUCCAUCAUAGGUUCCUCGGAGCUUCGGGACGAGUUGGUUGGUAUUGAAGCCAUUCUUAAUCGUCUGAGCAAAUGGGUUGUGUCUGCUCUAUUUGGUUCGAUCAUUCUUCUACGACAUGAUGGUGCAGCCUUGUGGGCAGCCAUUGGAUCAAUUUUGAAUUCCGCUCUCUCUCUAGUUCUGAAACGUAUACUUAACCAAGAGAGGCCUUUUGCAACAUUGCGAUCUGAUCCCGGGAUGCCAUCUUCUCACGCUCAGUCCAUUUCUUUCAUAUCUGUCUUUGCUGUUUUAUCCGUUAUGGAAUGGCUUGGAACCAGUGGAGUCUCUUUGUUACUUAGCGGCUUCAUCCUCGCAUUGGGUUCAUACUUUAUACGUUUAAGGGUUUCACAGAAGCUACACACAAGCAGUCAAGUGGUGGUGGGUGCCAUUGUGGGUUCUCUUUUCUGCAUCUUGUGGUAUACAACGUGGAACUCGCUUCUACGUGAAGCCUUUGAGUCAUCUCUAUUAGUUCAAAUAUCUGUAUUUCUGGUUGCAGUUACAUUUGCGCUCGCAUUCGCAGUGUACGUUGUACUUAACUGGUUCAAAGACGACAGAUAAUCAAAUCUGUUAAGCUUAACAAGUUAAAAUUGUAUCCCUCCAUAUCUAAUUCAAAUUAUCAAACGUUGGAUUCU
Molecule: messenger RNA, 904 nt
Organism: Camelina sativa (false flax)
Lineage: Eukaryota; Viridiplantae; Streptophyta; Magnoliopsida; Brassicales; Brassicaceae
Product: lipid phosphate phosphatase epsilon 1, chloroplastic
Biological process (GO): protein N-linked glycosylation; lipid biosynthetic process
Cellular component (GO): endoplasmic reticulum membrane; intracellular membrane-bounded organelle
Molecular function (GO): dolichyldiphosphatase activity
Source: RefSeq, a predicted model, not a curated record